Orbilia oligospora ATCC 24927 is the source of this 1788-nucleotide messenger RNA. RefSeq lists its product as uncharacterized. NCBI's taxonomy places the organism in Eukaryota, Fungi, Ascomycota, Orbiliomycetes, Orbiliales, Orbiliaceae. The record is from RefSeq and is a predicted model, not a curated record. The coding region runs from base 1 to 1788 and encodes 595 amino acids. The transcript has a single exon.
AUGAAACUCCUCACCCCCUUCUUUUUCCUCACAUUCUCUGUCUCUCUCACCUCUGCCGACAUCCCCAGCCCCGCAUGUCACAACCCCAUGCCCCGUACCCCACCGAUAGGGAAAUCUCCAUUCGUAACCAACACCUGGAACUUCCUCGAACUCCUCUCGGGCACACAACAAUUCCUUCAGAUGACAAGUACCAUGCGCGAUAGCACCAGAACUCUUUACAGUAUUCUCGUAAAGAUGGAACAAAAUCCCAAUAUAUACAUUCCAUACUUCCCUUUCUCUCAGGCAAUGGACCUAUAUACGCAUAUCGUAGAACGAAAACUUCAUUGUUGGCCGUUUCCGAAGUAUUUGGCUUUUUAUCUAGUGCAGUUGAGGGAUUUGAAUAUUAGAGGACGGAUUGAGACUUAUGAGCCCAGAGAACCUAGGGUGCCCAAUCCUGUGAGAGAAGUGCCGGUUAGAGAGAACCAGGCACCCGGGAUGUUGAGGGAGCCCCCGAGGAUUGUUCGUGAGGUUCCUGGUACCGGUACAGGCCGUGGAACACCCAGGACUUCGGACCGUGACACAUUCAGAACGUCGGAUCGUGGGACGGCCACGGGAAAAAUGGAAGCUCUAGCGGGAGAGGGAGCUUUGCCAGGCAAUACCAAUAUUAAUAAUAAUAUGAAUAUUAACAAUCAGAAAAUCAAUACGAACGAGCGCCAACAACCGGCUCCUCAAUACCGACUAUUCGGGAGCGAAGUCACUACGGGAGGCAUAUUUAAUCCUAACCCCGAAACUUCUAACCAACCUAGCAACCGACAGAAAACAACCGGGUUCUUAGCAUAUAAUACACCACCUCAGAAGAAAACACCCCCAAGAACUUCACCUGAAAGCCAGGGUCAAGGCCAAAGUUUGUUUAACCCUCAAAAUCGAGUCAUCCCUGGUCUCGGUUUCCCCCAUGCAGGCGAGGAUACUAGUGGUCUUAGUGGUCAAGGCCUUGGUACGAAUAACCAGCAAGGUCCUGUUAGGAAUCUAUUUAGUGCUUUCAUGGAAUCGACCCCUCAGGUGCAGGAACCAAAUUCUUUCAACGCCCUGAGUCGUUUGUCGGCCGACUGGGCUCAAAAUUGGCCUGGAGAGUCAAAUCAACCUGGCGGAAUGACUGGCGCCCGUAACUCGAGGGCCAACGACGAACAAUUCGCGGAGAAUCAAGAUACUAGGUGGCCGCCUCAAGAUCUGCCGAGACAACAAUUUCCUCCGAACAACCAGGAGAAUCCUAUCGUUGUCGGUGAUUCCAUCGAGGAAGAGGAGAAAGAGGGAGAUAAUCAACCUGGAGGGAUGGAAAUCGAAACUCAACCUAGCGAAAACACCAGAGGAAGAUUGCGAAAGCGAGGCGAUGAAGAUAUCACCGGUAGUGUUAGAGAUAAAAAACUUCCAGCUCUAUACGCAAACCCACUGCGAGCGUUCCAGACGAGUAUCGAAAAUUUCUGGUCUCCGAUAUUCGACUUUUUGGCCUCAGAUACUUACUUAGGGUUCAACCAAGAUCAAAUAAGACCUGCAUGGCAGGUAGGAUUGCCCUGGAGAGAGUAUGGAAAUACUCUCAAGAAGGUAUCUACCAUCUUGCAGGUCUGGCAGAAAGAUAGGGAAGUCAAACAGAAGGUACUUACGGUCGAGCAGUUGGAAGCGAAGUUUGGUCACUUGCUGCAGGCUAUGACGCUUGGAAGAUUGGUGACACCUUAUCAGCGACGACUGGAGGAUGAGGUACAUAUUGAGGAAGACGACGAAGAGCUUACUGUGGAGGAGCCAUCAUAUGGGUAG